AUGCCUUCACCCCACUGGGACAGAAUUUUGGUUGGUGUCACCUGUUGAGUAGUGACUGUGACCCUUUGGGUGCUGUGUGUUUGGCAGCUCCUCAGGUUCAAAGCAGUUAAUUUCUGUGAGUACCAUACUGAGACAGUUAACAUCUUUGAAAGCAAUAUAAAAAUUACUUUUGAACAGAUUAUAGCGGGAAAAUAUGGCCACUCCAAAAAGGAAUGUGCACCUGAUACUGUGAAUGGUAAUGCAUCAAUAGAAAUCCAGAUGUGCUCCAGAGAAAGGAAAAUUCCUACUUUAAAGCCUCCCCAAAUUCUGAAUUGUAAUGGAAAUCUGGACUCCUUAGCAUCACAGGCAAUCUUAAAUUACUAUUUAACAGUUUCAGUUUUUGCAAGUAACACUCAAAUCCUCAGCUCCAUGCCAGACCAACUGACCAGACAGAACAUCACUGCUGCUGCAAACAUCACAGGGCAGAUUAUGAAAAAGCCAAAUGUUUCAGAAGACUUUCAGGCAUCUGUGGCAGUAAUGGCUACAGUGAGUCAACUCUUGGAUGCCAAAACAGAAUGGAUCCACAAUAGUCUUGUCAAUGCUACAAGCAGCCUCAUGAAAGUAACGGAGGAAUUUUCUUUUACUGGUAACAUAUCACAGCCCAAUGUUGCAAUCCAGUCUGCCCCACUGAAAUUAAGCUCCUCUAUGAUUCUGUUUUUGGCACAGAGAAAUACAGCACUGGGAAAGUAUCAGUCAACAAAACUAGAAAUACAGGAAAAUGCUCCUGGGCUUAUUGGUGACCUCAGUACUGAAGUUCAGAUACUGUUCAACAUUUUAAGUUCAUCAGACAGUGGCAGAGUUGGAUUUGUCCUAUACCAAAAUGACAAAUUCUUCCAGUCCAGGGUUUAUCAGAGUCUCCACAGUUUGAUGGAGACAAAAAAGUCAUCUGUGGCAACAGAUGCACACCCAAGUCCCAAGCACACCCUGCAAACUGACAUCAGGAACUUGGGGUGGUAUAAUCACACCACUAAUUUUGCUGUUCUGAUGGCAUUUCAGAUAAAAUAUAAAUAUGCAAAGCCUUUGGAUUAUAUUUCUUAUAUUGUUGGAUUGUCCAUGGCUGGUCUGGUUAUUACCAUUUUGUUUCAAAUACUAGGUAAGAGGGACGACAUUAAACUGCAUGUAUUUUACACUAAGAAAACUCAAAAUGUAUCUUUAAAGUGGAUCUUAGUGAGACUCUGCUUUUCUAUGCUCAUUUUUAACAUCAUCUUCAUCUCUGAUAUUGAAAACCAAACUUCCAGAAAGUGAAGCAACGAUACCACCAGAUGCUACCAGCAAUGCCUUCCUUAUUAUGCCACCAGCCACCUUACCUCUGACACAGUGGAUCCUCCCACAGACUCCUGGUGCACAGUUGUGGCUGUCCUGCUGCACUAUUUCUUGUUGGCAACAUUCCUGUGGUCAGCACUCAGUUCUGCACUGUUGUACUUAUUGCUGCUCAGAGCCACGAAGCCACUGCCUGGACAUUUCCUCGUAACCAUGUCAGUAAUCGGAUGGGGAAUUCAUGCCAUAGUAGUUGCAGUAACACUUGCAGCUACUGACAGAGAAGGAAAAGCUCUAAACUACCAACAGAAAGAAUUUUGCUGGCUUGCAACAUAGGACCAAAAUCAGGACUUUAGUGUGUAAAAGCCCAUGUUGUGGUCAUUCCUCUUGCCAGUAGCACUCAUACUCCUGUUUAACCUCUUGAUCUUCAUCAGGAUCAAUAUCUCUGUGAUAUGGAAGAAGAUGAAUUUGAUAAGGAAUAAAAAGGAUUCGUUAAUGAAAAAUAUGAAUAUGAUUAGCACUAUCUCUAUAGUGGUAGUGCUCAGGAUCACCUGGAUGAUUGGCUACUUCAAGUUAAUAAGUAAUGAAAAAACAAGUCUUGCUUUCAGCUUUCAGUUUUGUGUUUUGAAUGCUACCCAGGAACUCCAUAUUUGUAUUCUGUUCACUUUCAGAAUACCGUUCUUCAAGAAAAAAGUUUCCAAAGUUCCUGUUUUCCAGGUACCACUGUACCUGCAUUAAAAGACAUAAAAUGCUUCAAAAUCACAGCCUGAAAAACAUUCACUGGAAACUUUCAGAUCAACCCAGACUUUUUCAGAUAAUAUUUCCUUGUCUACCUUCCCUAACCGGAAUGAGAAACCUGCAAAUAUGUGA
Molecule: messenger RNA, 2166 nt
Organism: Vidua macroura (Pin-tailed whydah)
Lineage: Eukaryota; Metazoa; Chordata; Aves; Passeriformes; Viduidae
Gene: ADGRG7
Product: adhesion G protein-coupled receptor G7
Biological process (GO): G protein-coupled receptor signaling pathway; cell surface receptor signaling pathway
Cellular component (GO): membrane
Molecular function (GO): G protein-coupled receptor activity
Source: RefSeq, a predicted model, not a curated record